AAUUCCAAUCUUACUUAAUAAAAAAGAUUGGGUUGUGUCUUAAAUGCUUAUAAAAUGAGAUCAGGCUUUUCAUAUCUCAAAGUGCUGUGUGUACACUGUAGCUUAAUAAUUCCGAUGAACGUUGUAAAUCAAAAUACCCUGAGAAAGUUAAACAAAAUCGAUUUUACACUUCCUUUUUUCAAACCAUAAAUGUAAGUUUAUUGCACAGCUAGUUAUACUUAACAAUUGUACUUUUUUAUCAGGUAAAACAUGGAAGAAGUCAACAAACAGCUUCAGGCUUUAGUAGUCGUCUUUAUUCUAAGCAUAAUAACAUGGAGAGAUAAAGGUUCUGUAAGUGCUGAAAGUUUGUGGGGAAGGGAGAUAAAUUUCAUGCAGAAAGACUGUGGUUACUGGCUUAUAAGACCGGAGUACUCCAUUCCUGUCCUGGAAGAGUUUAGUGCGUGUGUCAACGUAAAACGAAAGAUCGACAACUCACGCUGGACUGCAUUCAUGUACCUGAAUCCUGACAGGACGCAAGUAGAGCUAGGGCUGAAGGGUGAAGAGUCAGACCUUCAAGCAGUGAUGUUUGGAAGUGUCUGGUCCGCAACUUUAAAUGUAACUUUGGAUAACUGGCAUUCAAUUUGCAUUACCUGGUCCAUGUUUAUGUCUGAGCCAAAAGUCUAUGUCAAUGGGACCAUUGUCGCUUUAAAACUAUCGUCUAAAGGAUUGCCUGCGUCCCCCAACUGCUGUAGGUUAGCCGCCAAUGGUUCUCUGACUUUAGGUGUAGCUCACAAUUUUGUAGAGGACAAGAUGAUCAUUGAGACGGGCACUGACCUAAAAGGUAGUUUGAGUCUGUUCAGAGUGUGGGGAAGGACACGUACAGCUGAGGAGAUAUCGGCAAUGGCCUGCACUGAUGGGGAUAUAUUGCACUGGGAAGCUCGGAUCUGGAACCAAAACCAGAACUGUGAUCCAAUGCAAGACAUCAACCUGCAGUGUGAAUGGCCUUUUUAUGAAGUUCACAUAGCAUUUAGCAUCCACCGCAAAGACGGAAACGCAACAAACAAUUACGACGCUCGGGAUAUUGCACAUCACUGGCUGAGGAACGUUUUGCCAUCCCACAUAUAUGUGAAUAAAGUCUCAGUGCACCCUUUAGGAGGAUCUCUCACACACAGCCAGUCCACCCCUUCUGGAAUCAGCCAGUUUGUCUGCAUGGCUUAUCUAAAUGUGAUUCCCAAAGCUGACGUUGGAAAAAUGCAGGAUGAACUGUCACAAAUCCUAACUCCAGGUUACAUUGAUGAACAAUGGAAUCUAUUACCAACUUCAGACUCCAUCUUCAUAUACCCGCUUGAUGAUCUCACAUCAGACCCAUCAACAGUAGUCACUGGGACCUUGGCUCAUACAACUGAGAGACCAACAACCACAUCUUUCCAACCAACAUCUACAACAGAAAGUGUCACCAUUGAACAAACCACACCCACAAGCCCUAUAAUAAUAGAAACAACUGUAACAGAAAGUUCCUCAACGAUUACAGAAGCAUCUGUUUUUACCUCGACCACAACAAGACUUACCUCCACACCAUUCAUAACAACAACCAUAUCGUCUGUGACAACUAAAGACGCAUCAUCCUCAACUGCAAUGGCGUCAACAAUUUCAUACAUCACCACCGUACCGUACAUGAAUACAACUUUAGCAGAAAGUUCUUCGACAAUAACUGAAGCCACUGUUUCAUCUUCCACAUCCAGUCAAAUAUUAACCAUAUCCACAUGCUCUUCUUCCAUUUCAACUGAAGGACGAAAAUCAGACCGCUUUUUCAAUGUCAACCUCACUGUGACUAUACAUGGCUUUGGGUAUAAUCCUGAUAGCAUAAUUCAAGUCUGGCUUUAUGAAACUCUGUCUAGUGAAAACAUUGCCGUGCUGAACCUCAGACGCUAUACCACCUCAAAACAUGCACAGCCAGAAAGUGUGGAAAAACAUACAAAAUCAUCCAAAGUGGUGGAGAAGCGUCACAUAAAACAUAAACAAACAAGCCAUAGCUGCACCUUUCAAACUAAGGUAACAACUUCCCUAAACAUCAAAGAGACACAAGAGCAGAUUCAUAAGCUUUUGGACAAACCUUACACCAUAGGAGCAAUACGCUUGGAUACUCGACCCGAGGACAUUUUAAUUUCUCAUAUUGAUCCAGGGUCGUGUCCUGAACACAACCAUCACACCAGACAAGGUCUUUUCAGAUGGCCCCAAACUGAAGCAGAGAUCAGCAUCUCGCUUCCAUGCAAGGGAAACCCUCAAAAUAAGGCAGAUAGAAACUGUAAGCUAGAUGCGGCCUCUAACAAGGCUGUCUGGAGCUCUCCAGACUUGACGCAGUGUAAGGUGGUGGUCAGGAGUAUUACAGACCUGAAAGACAUUACAGUUACUACAGACAAUGCAGAAGAUAUUCUGAAUAUAAUCGAAGACGUGCUGCAUGAGAACAAAGAUUUGGACGAGAAUGAGCUCGCAACGGUGCUGCAAAAACUGUCCGAUGUGAUCAAUGUCAGUGCCAUCACCCAGCAGUUGGGAGAAGUCAUUAUUAACAUCACAUCUGACAUACUGGAGUCGGAAAGCAACCUGGUACCUUUUACCAACAGCAUUUUAAACAUCACAGAGGCGGUUGGAGACCAGAUGUUCGGUUUCACCGGCGAGUCAACCAGUUUAGUAGCUCCUGCCUUGGCAAUAUCAGUUGUCAAUAUUGACCCAGAAAUUUUUCACAACCUUACCUUCGGAGUCUCGUCCACUAACGAAGGCAGUUAUCCUGAGAUUUAUAUCAACCAGGAUCCUUUUGAUGAUACAGUAGCUUUCAUCGCUCUGCCCUCUGUAAUACAAGAAAGCUUCCCCAUCCAUAACCACACCAGCCCUCGUGUUCAAUUUCAGUUUUAUGGAGUUUCAACUCUUUUUAAGACAAAGAAUGACACAAAAAGAAAGCAGCUGAACACUUAUGUGGUCUCUGCAAGUGUAACUAAUGCUACGGGCAGCAUCCAAAACUUAAAGGAGUAUGUGGCUGUUACUCUGCACCAUUUAAAAGCCAAGACACAUGACCAGGAUGUCAUGUGUGCAUACUGGGAUUUCAAUAAAAAUGAUGGAUAUGGUGGAUGGAAUCCAAAUGGAUGUUGGACAUAUAAUGUCAGUAAAGACUACACAACCUGCCUAUGUGAUCACCUGACUCAUUUUGGAGUGCUGUUGGAUGUGUCCAGAACUCCCAUUGAUGAGAAGAAUGAGAAGAUCCUCACCCUUGUCACUUACAUGGGCUGUGGUGUGUCGUCUUGUUUUCUGGGGAUCACGGUGCUAACAUACACUCUCUUAGAGAAACUAAGAAGAGACUACCCAUCCAAAAUUCUGUUAAAUUUAUGUCUGGCUUUACUGGGACUCAACCUGAUUUUCCUGCUAAACUCCUGGAUCUCAUCCUUUGAGAUCUAUGGCCUGUGCGUUGCUGUGGCAAUGACUUUACACUAUUUUUUAUUGUCAUCCUUUACAUGGAUGGGUCUGGGAGCUGUGAACAUGUACUUUGCUUUGGUCAAAGUAUUCAAUGUGUAUGUGCCCUCAUACAUCUUGAAAUUCUGCCUUCUUGGCUGGGGUAUUCCACUGAUAAUAUGUGGAUUGGUAUUGGCUGUGAAGAGAGAUGCAUAUGGAAUGAUCACUUCCAGUGAUUCCAAAAUGACAUUGGAUGAUUCUGAUAUGUUCUGCUGGGUGCAAGAUGAUGCGGUUUUCUAUGCGUCAGUGGUGAGCUACAUCGCCUUCAUACUUCUAUGCAACAGCUCCAUCUUCUUAGUGGUUCUAAUCCAGAUAAAGAACAUGCAGGUCAAUCAACCCCCGGGAACUCGCAGUGGUCUUUUGAAAGACCUGAGAGCUGUGGCGAGCCUUACCUUUCUUUUAGGUCUCACCUGGGGUCUGUCUUUUUUAGCUUGGGGUCCGAUCAAAGUAUUUCUCCUCUACCUGUUCUCCAUUCUCAAUAGCCUUCAAGGAUUCUUUAUUUUUGUGUUCCACUGCCUCAUGAAGGAGAAUGUACGCAAGCAAUGGAGAGUACAUUUAUGCUGUGGAGUUUUCAAACUAGAAGAUUACUCCGAGUGGUCCCAAACUGCAACCGUGCUUCCCAAACCGAAACCCAUUUCACCAAAUAAGUCUCCUUUUAUUGCUUCUGUGAGAUCCAUUAAGUCUAAUUCAACCCAGAGCUCGACAGUUUCCUCAGAAUACAGUCAACGUCAAGCGUCUAUCACAGGACCCAAUCUGGAUUUUGUAUAUGACAACAUUUUGGUACUACCGAGGGCCAAGGCAGUACCUGUACUGUCUGUAAUUCAACAUGAGUCACCACCAGCAACAGGAAAUGGACAUGGUUAUUUUCAAAGACAAAGGAUGGUUUUAUAAAUUUGAUUAUGUGUAUUAACUAAAUGUAAGUUUUAAAAUGUCACCAUGUUAUUUAAGAGAAACAUAUCGGGAGGAAUCAGCGUUUCACGGUGUGUUAAUAAAUCAGUUUGAUGAAUUGUUUAAUUACAUAACAUGAUAUACUGUAAUAAUAUGCAUUUUUUGCAUUAUUAUUAUAAUACAAAUCUAGAUGAGCUG
Molecule: messenger RNA, 4566 nt
Organism: Paramisgurnus dabryanus
Lineage: Eukaryota; Metazoa; Chordata; Actinopteri; Cypriniformes; Cobitidae
Source: RefSeq, a predicted model, not a curated record